AUGCCACUUUUUGAAGUGACAUUAAUCACUCGUUCAUUAUCAAAGUCCGACCUCAUAAAGACACUUACAAGAGCAGGAAACACUUUGCUGGAUCAUGGAGCUGUUAUUGAAAAAGUUGAAUCGUUAGGUCAUAAAGAUUUACCCUACAAACGAAUAACCAAACAAACGAACGAUCCAGUUUAUUCUUCAAACUACUUUCUGUUCCGAACUCAUAUGUCCGUGGAUGCAAGAAAAGUGACGAAGUCAAUUUUCCAGAACGAUUUAGACACAGUUCAUGUCGAUAUCGUUCCCAUACAAUCUUCGCAGAAAAUUGAUUGCAAUUUGGAAGAGUUAUUGAAGCCGCCAACAGAAAGAAAAUCUGUACAAGAUUUACGUGAAAAUCAGAAGAUGGGACAUUUCACCCGGCAGAUGAUUUAUAAGAGAACAGAGAAGGAAUGGAAGAGCAUUCCAAAGAGCUGGACGAUCGCCCCUCCUAGGCCUUGA
This is a messenger RNA of Auanema sp. JU1783, 483 nucleotides long. The record is from the annotation of a GenBank genome assembly. NCBI's taxonomy places the organism in Eukaryota, Metazoa, Nematoda, Chromadorea, Rhabditida, Rhabditidae.